This is a messenger RNA of Anguilla anguilla (European eel), 3585 nucleotides long. Its product is annotated as kelch-like protein 25. The coding region runs from base 211 to 2082 and encodes 623 amino acids. The transcript is spliced from 4 exons. NCBI's taxonomy places the organism in Eukaryota, Metazoa, Chordata, Actinopteri, Anguilliformes, Anguillidae. Gene Ontology annotation, molecular function: protein binding. The record is from RefSeq and is a predicted model, not a curated record.
CCGCGUUUGAUGCAUCUGCAGUUUUUUCUCUCGUUUACAGGGCAACUACCAGCUGUGGAGACAAAGUAGCGAAAAAUGAUUACAAAAUUAGAGAAAUGAUACUUUUUGUCAAACCGAACCCGUGUACUUUUUGGAACCCCGUUUAACAACACACGUCUAGCAAUAAGACCCCUAACAGUCCAGCCAGUAGAGGAAGCUGUGCUGGGACCAAUGCAGACUCCCCCUCAGCUCCUCAGUGCCUGUGCCUGGGUCAACAGUUUUUGUCGGCUCAGGAAAUCGGCCACAGGUGAACCCCCGGAGGCCCCUGAAACGAUGUCCGUCAGCGUCCAUGAAAACCGCAAGUCCCGCACCAGCACGGACUCCAUGAACAUAUCGCUGUUCCACAAGCCGUCUCACCCCGACAGCGUGCUCACGCACCUCAACACGCUGCGCAAGCAGUGCAUGUUCACGGACGUGACGCUGUGGGCGGGGGACCGCUCCUUCCCCUGCCACCGGGCCGUGCUGGCCGCCUGCAGCCGCUACUUCGAGGCCAUGUUCAGCGUGGGCCUGCGCGAGUGCCUGGACGACGAGGUCAACUUCCGCGACUCGGUCCACCCCGAGGUGCUGGAGCUGCUGCUGGACUUCGCCUACUCCUCCCGCCUGGUCAUCAACGAGGAGAACGCAGAGUCGCUGCUGGAGGCCGGCGACAUGCUCCAGUUCCACGACAUCCGCGACGCGGCCGCCGAGUUCCUGGAGAAGAACCUGCACGCCUCCAACUGCCUGGGCAUGAUGCUGCUGUCAGACGCGCACCAGUGCAAGCGGCUCUACGAGCUCUCCUGGAGGAUGUGCCUGCUGCACUUCGAGUCGGUCAGGGACACCGAGGACUUCUACGGCCUCUCCAAGGACAAGCUCCUGGACCUGAUCCUCAGCGACGAGCUGGAGAUCGAGGACGAGCAGCUGGUCUUCGGCGCAGUGAUGCGCUGGGUGCGGUACGACCUGGACGGGCGCAGGGACCACCUCGCGGAGCUGCUGCAGGGGGUACGCCUGGCGCUGCUACCCUCCGAAUGCCUCAUCGAGGCGGUGGCCUGUGAGGAGCUGGUGGCCUCAGACAGGCGCAGCAUGCAAGUGGUGGAGGAGGCCAUGCAGUGCAAGAAGAGGAUCCUGCAGAAUGACGGGGUGGUCACCAGCCCCUGCGCCCGGCCGCGCAAGUCCGGCCACACGCUCCUCAUCCUGGGGGGCCAGACCUUCAUGUGCGACAAGAUCUACCAGGUGGACCACAAAGCCAAGGAGAUCAUCCCCAAAUCGGACCUGCCCAGCCCGAGGAAGGAGUUCAGCGCCUGCGCCAUCGGGUGCAAGGUGUACGUGACGGGGGGGCGGGGGUCAGAGAACGGGGUCUCGAAGGACGUUUGGAUAUACGACACGGUUCACGAAGAGUGGUCCAAAGGCGCCCCCAUGCUGAUCGCUCGUUUCGGCCACGGCUCCACGGAGCUGGAGAACUGCCUCUAUGUGGUGGGCGGCCACACGGCCAUCGCGGGCGUUUUCCCAGCAUCCCCUUCAGUGUCGCUCAAGCAGGUGGAGCGCUACGAUCCCCUCGUCAACAAGUGGACCAUGGUGGCCCCCCUCAGGGACGGUGUCAGCAACGCGGCCGUGGUCAGUGCCAAGCUGAAGCUCUUCGUCUUUGGCGGGACCACCAUCCACAGGGACAAGGCCUCCAAGGUCCAGUGCUACGACCCACUGGAGAACCGCUGGGCCAUUGCAGCCGAGUGCCCCCAGCCCUGGCGCUACACGGCCGCCGCCGUCCUGGGCAGCCAGAUCUUCAUCAUGGGCGGGGACACAGAGUUCACGGCCGCGUCGGCCUACCGCUUCGACUGCGAGACCAACCUGUGGAGUCGCGUUGGGGACAUGACCUCCAAGCGCAUGAGCUGCCACGCGGUGGCUUCGGGGAACAAACUCUACGUGGUCGGGGGUUACUUCGGAACUCAGAGGUGCAAGACCUUGGAUUGUUACGAUCCUACCUCCGAUAGCUGGAACAGCAUAACGACUGUGCCUUAUUCUCUCAUUCCCACGGCAUUUGUCAGCACUUGGAAGCAUCUUCCUGCCUAAGAGCACCUUAUCAGGACUUCCAGUUGAUUGGCUUCACUCAACAACUUCAUCGGCUGCUGGAGGUACUGAAUCAUGUCACAAAGCCAUAGCGACCCUUAAUAACAGCAUGGCAGUGUAUCAUGGCUUCACGCUGGGGUGGCAGAGAAACCCUCCACCCUCCGUGUGGGAAGCAGACUGAAUACUCCAGCAUGGCUCCGCCCUCCCAGCAUCCGUGUGACUGAACUCUGCCUGGAGGAGCGGGUUCUCCAGGGACAGUUACCCAUUGGCACUGCCACUUUAAGAUCGCAUAUUCACAAAGUAGCAGGUGGCCCAGAAUGCUUUGCACUCUAAUUAAAAAUCCAUUGGCGCAGCAUCAAUACCCCUCCGGGGGCUCUGCCACCAGCGUUGGUGGAGAAGGUUGGCAUCGGGGGUGGUUUUUACAAGCAUGCAGAUUAAGUGGGAUUUUGGCUAGUUAAGUCCUGUUACAGUAGGGACAUCCUGUCGCUUUCCUGCCUUGCCUCAACAUCUUUUCACCCUCAUGACAAAGGAACUCAGGUUGCCAGAUAAGCGGAGAGGCUGCUCUUAAAAGGAAAUGCAUUCGCUGCACAACUGCAGUUUAUCAAGGUGGGCUGCAGACACCCACACAGUCGGUCUAAAAAUACCACUCAGAAAUGGGUGCUCCAUGAGUGAUGUACAUGGAGGCUUCACGGCUGUGAAUCUUACUGUGACCAAUGGAUGUUUAAACGAUUACAGCUGGUAAAAGCCUAUUGGACCGUUGUCAUACAUUCUGAAAGGACCAUUCCUUUCAGUUGUUGAACCCAUUUGCCCCUUUCAAAACCCUGGGGAUUCUCAACAAGGUGCAAGACUUUAUAUACAGGUUUUAACUGAACUAUAUCAUACCUAUGACCCCCAUACAAUAAGCAUGUCUGAAAUGCUACAGAUUAUAACCAUAAAGUGUUGUUCAGAUAUUAAUCAAAUCUAGGGAUCACUGCCCAAUGGCAGAGACAGAGAUGAGUGUCAGGAUUAGUGGACCAGGGUUCAUCCUAAUAACUUGAUAAACAUAAUUUCCUAUGCCUGUUCCUCAGAAAAGCUGCUACAUUUGAUUGGUAUAAUUUUCACUUACAACUUUGUCCCUCGUUUGACCUUUAACUAGAUGAGAAUUAUAUAGUUUAUGGCACAGGAAUCCAUUACAGAGAAGCUAUGGUUUCAACAGGCUGGAUUUAUGUUGAUAGGUGAGGGUCAUGUAUUUAUUGCUUUUAACACGGUUGAAGCAAGGUCUUACAAGGUCUUGUCGCAAUAGAAACCACAAUUUCCAGUCGUUAUGUAAUUUUAACAUUGAUCCUGGCUACAGGAGGGGUAGCUGAGAAAAAAUUUAACUUACUUCAAAAGUGUGCCAGAAGUUUCAAGUAAGUUGGGUCACAAUUCAUAAGGUCCAAAUGUGAUGUAAGUAGGUGCCUGCUGAAAAUAUCAAUAGAUACUGCUUAUUAUUCUGUCACUCAUGGGAUGUAUACUGAAACUUGAGAU